AUGGCAAACACAAUUGAAGCACAGAUGGAUACAUCAUUAAAUUUAUCACCAAAGAAACUAUCAUUAACUCGAGAAAUAGAAGUAACCAAAGAUGAACAACACAAAGUUAAUACUAACCUUGGUCAAGAAAAUCAAUCUUCUAUCGUAAUUGAAGCUACAGUAUCGAAUUCUGAUGGACUAGUUCAAUUAGUUGAAAGUAAUUCUGAUAAUACAACAAAUCAGGUUGAUCAGUUAACAACACAAUUGACAGAAACAAUUAAAAUACCAGAAGCAGUACAAAACAAUUUGGAGGAUCAUCAAACAGCAGUAGAUCAACUUUAUCAGGAGAAUUCAAAUAUAUCGACUGAAUUACAAGAACGUAUUGAACGUGCUGAACUUCGAGCGACAACAGCUGAACCACGCAUUGUUUCUCUUGAACAAGAUAUUCGAAGUGCAUAUGUGCAAAUGAAAUCAUUAAUUCUAUCUAAAGAAACAAUACGGUCGAAAGAGGACAAUUAUCAGAAGAAUAUUGCAGAAUUACAAGCUCGACUUACAGCAGCAAAACAACGAAGUACUGAAGCGAAAAUGGAUGUUGGGAAAAUGCAACUUAAAAUUGGUCAACUUCAAGAAAAAUUAGUUAUGGAACGAACUAAAAGUCCUCAAAUGAAAAACUGA
Messenger RNA from Rotaria sp. Silwood2, 654 nucleotides. The record is from the annotation of a GenBank genome assembly. Lineage: Eukaryota; Metazoa; Rotifera; Eurotatoria; Philodinida; Philodinidae.